AUGCCAAGACGACAAGUUUCCUUCAGCAUUCCUGUCGAAGAAUGUCAUAUCACCACGAUGCUAUCGACAGUCGUGUUGGCACUGGCCAUCUCCAGCACUAGGGCUGCGCUGAACGUGGACCUCGAUUCCGCGGACUCGAUACGCUUCGCCGCCGGUCUCGUCGCAAGCAAGCUGAUGGACUACUACCAUGGCGAAGAACCGGGCCAAACCCCCGGAAUCCUCCCCGGGCCCCCUCCCGCAGGACCGUACUACUGGUGGGAAGGCGGCGCCCUCUGGGGAACCAUGGUAGACUACUGGCACUACACCCACUCCCAAUUCUACAACGACCUCACCCUCCGCGCCCUCGUCUACCAAGCCAACCCCCCGCACAACGACUACAUGCCCCCCAACUGGACCGCCUCCCUCGGCAACGACGACCAAGGCUUCUGGGGCAUGUCGGCCAUGCUAGCCGCCGAAACCACAUUCAAAAACCCACCCCCCGGUCAACCCCAGUGGUUAGCCCUCGCACAAGCAGUCUUCAACACGCAAGCCGAGCGAUGGGACACGAGGUAUUGCAACGGGGGCUUGCGGUGGCAGAUUCCCCUCUCCAACAACGGGUACAACUACAAGAACUCGAUUGCGAACGCGAUUUUUUUCAACCUGGGGGCGAGGUUGGCGAGGUACACGAACAACAGGACGUAUGCCGAGUGGGCGGGCAAGACGUGGGAUUGGAUGGAGGGGGUGGGGUACAUUGACAAGGAGAAUUGGAAUGUGUAUGAUGGGGGCCAUGUGGAGCGGAAUUGCACGGAUAUCAACAGGGCGCAGUUUUCAUACACGGCUGCUAUUUUUGUGCAGGGGUGUGGGUUUCUUUAUAACUAUACAAACGGCGAGCAAAAGUGGCGCGAUAGGCUCGAGGGACUAACAAACCGAACAUUGAACAACUUUUUCCUUAGUCAACCAAAGGCCGGGACGAGACCGGCGGCUAUGGAACCGAGUUGUGAGUUGGAGGAGAGGAACCAGUGUACGACGGAUAUGUUGUCUUUCAAGGGGUAUCUCCACCGGUGGAUGGCGCAGAUGACGCAGAUGGCGCCGUUUGUGAGGGGGGUUGUCAUGCCGGUGUUGAGGGAGUCGGUGAGGAGCAUGGCGGAGAGUUGUUUGCCGGAUGGGACGUGUGGGUUUAGGUGGAAUAGGGGCCAGUAUGAUGGGAACACGGGAGCCGGGCAGCAGAUGAAUGCGCUGGGGGCCUUGGUCAGUUUGCUGGUUGAACAACCGGAGGUUAAGGAGGCUGUGACGACCAAGAAUGGGGGGACGAGUGCUGGGGAUCCGAAUGCGGGACGGGAGGGGGAAGUGGGGGAGUGGGAGGGUGAGAGCGAGGUUAUUACCGAUGUGGAUAGGGUUGGGGCGGCGGUGGUGACGAUUUUGAUGGUUGGAACUGUGAUGGGGAUGAUGAUUUGGGUUAGUGCGACUACGGGGGAGGAGGAGGAGUAUGCUAGGGUUAUGAGGGGGGAGAAGAAGAAGGGUAAGGGCAGGGUGAUUGAGAGGACAUGA
Messenger RNA from Podospora pseudocomata, 1527 nucleotides. RefSeq lists its product as uncharacterized. Bases 1 to 1527 code for a protein of 508 amino acids. Lineage: Eukaryota; Fungi; Ascomycota; Sordariomycetes; Sordariales; Podosporaceae. Gene Ontology annotation, biological process: carbohydrate catabolic process; fungal-type cell wall biogenesis. Gene Ontology annotation, molecular function: mannan endo-1,6-alpha-mannosidase activity. The record is from RefSeq and is a predicted model, not a curated record. The transcript is spliced from 4 exons.